Messenger RNA from Phytophthora nicotianae INRA-310, 123 nucleotides. RefSeq lists its product as hypothetical. The coding region runs from base 1 to 123 and encodes 40 amino acids. NCBI's taxonomy places the organism in Eukaryota, Oomycota, Peronosporomycetes, Peronosporales, Peronosporaceae. The transcript has a single exon. The record is from RefSeq and is a predicted model, not a curated record.
AUGAGCGUGCACUCGAUAUUAAGCAAAAUUAAUGGCACCAUCUUCGCCUGCAGCGCGCGAACAGAUUUCCUGCCGCGCGUACCAACCCGGGAGAUCUACAACGAAGUGGUUAAGGCCUACUAG